UCAUCCGGAUUUGCUGGGCAGACUGUCAGUCCCGGUGCUUCCUGCUGUACUCUCCAAUUUCCCGGAUUUGCAGUUUCGUCUUGUGCCGAAUGUUAGCCUCGGUCUGUUGCCGCUACACACUGAUCUUUUCCGUGGCCACACGCAGCUGUUUUUAUAAAUCAUUCUGUUUUUGUCAACGUUUCUGGUAUACCUGGGCUCCCGAGUGGUGCAGCAGUCUAAGGCACUGCAUCUCAGUGCUUGAGGCGUCACUACAGACCCCUGGGUCGAAUCCAGGCUGUAUCACAACCGGCUGGAGUCCCAUAGGGCGGCGCACAAUUGGGCCAACUUCAUACGGGUUUUGCCGGUGGAGGCCAUCAUUGUAAAAAAUAAUUUGCUCUCAACUGACUUUCCUAGUUAAAUAAAGGUCUGUGAUGGCCAUGAGCAGCUUGGAGGGCAGUGCCACCGAGGCCGUUCAGAUCUGGACACCAGAGACCCCGAGCUGGUGCUAAGGACAUGGGACUCUCCCUCAGAGUUAGCGACAGGCUCAGCAGCACGAGACGUUACAGUGACAAACCAGCGGUGGCACAGGACUGCUGCCCUCAGAGCCUUCUCACCCCCUGCAGGACGUCCCCACCACAGGCCCAGCAGCUCCCAGACCCCAGUAACAGCAGUGUGGUAUAGAGACUCUCUGUAAGCUGUGCGUCUGAUGAGGAUGUCUGAUCCUGUUACUGUAAAGGACAUCAGUAGGACUGAGACCAUGAAGGUUUGUGAGGCUGGAGAGGAGCUGGAGGCAGCAGACUGGACCGACACCACAACAUUAGGAGCAGACAGCAGACGGAACGGUGUGAAGGACAAACCCAAACAGGCUGGGAGCCUGGUGCCGGAACACAAUGCCACCGGUCACCAAGACGGAAGCUGCUGUGACAACGAGAGGGAAACGUCACAGCAGCAGUCUCCUGUAUCAGCUGGCCAGUCGGUGAGGGGCUCUAAGUCCAGGGUAAAGUUAGUACGGAGCCUGGCUGUCUGUGAAGAGUCCUCUCCUCCCUUUCUAACUGCACACCAGCUGACACCAGAUCCUCAGAUAUCCCAGUCCUUUGAUAAGGAGGAGCUGUCUGCCAAGGAAGAGAAAGAGAAGGUGGAGAAACCAGAGAAGAUAUCCAGGAAAAUGCUGUCAAGAGAUUCCAGCCAGGACUACACAGACUCUACUGGAAUAGACCUGCAUGAGUUCCUGGUCAACACUCUAAAGAACAACCCCAGAGACAGAAUGAUGCUGUUGAAGUUGGAGCAGGACAUUCUGGAUUUUAUUAGUAAUAAUGAAAGCCAGAAGAGGAAAUUCCCUCCCAUGACUUCGUACCAUAGAAUGCUGCUACAUCGAGUGGCUGCCUACUUCGGCAUGGAUCACAAUGUUGACCCCACUGGGAAGUCUGUCAUCAUCAACAAAACUAGCAAUACAAGAAUACCAGAUCAAAAAUUCUCAGAACACAUAAAAGACGACAAAACGGAUGAUUUCCAAAAACGCUACAUUCUCAAAAGAGACAACGCCAGCUUCGACCGGGAAGACGGCAUGAUACGAAUGCGCCUGAAAGACGACAGGAGAAGCAAAUCUAUCGAGGAGAGGGAGGAAGACUAUCAGAGAGCCAGGGACAGGAUAUUUGCACCAGAUGGAGAUCAUUUCCACCUAGAUGGAAGGAGCCCUGAUGAAGAGGCUUGUAUCAGUACUCAACAGAGGCGGCAACUCUUCAGACUAGGGGACGGGCGGUCAGCCAGCAGUAGACAGAGCAGCUCUGAGAAUGACCCCAAGAACUGUGAUGCCCGGCCGUGGAGCAGCACUGAUUCAGACAGCUCCAACCGUAACCUGAGGCCGACCAUGACCAAGGCCAGCAGCUUCAGCAGCAUCUCUGUCCUCAUCAGAGGAGACAGCUCAGCCAGCAGCAAGAGCACCGGACGCCUCUCCAAAACAGGUUCUGAGUCUUCUAAUAGUGUAGGGUCUUCUACGAGUUCCAUCUCUCGCCCCCAAGUACUCCACCUGCCUCUCCCUGUCCCAGCUGCUCUAACCCAGGCAGCCGGCCCUGUCGGGGGCCCCAGCACGGUGCUACCUACACCCUCCUCCUCUGCGUCCUCCGCUGCCACGGCCCCCAGCAGUAGUAGAGCUCCUGUACACUGUGAUCGGGGCAGCAGGAACGGCCCGGCGCCUGCAUCCGGCCCAGCGCCAACCCAGGCCACUGCUAAUGCUACUAGUUACUAUUUGCUUCCCCCGGAAGCCACAGGGAUUCCGCCUGGCAGUAUACUGGUCAACCCACACACAGGCCAACCCUUUGUGAACCCUGACGGCAGUGCUGUGGUCUACAACCCCUCGAUGACCUCACAGCAAGGUGGGAGGAGCCAGCAGCCCUUGGCCCCUCCCCUACCGCCCCCAGCCCCGCACCAGCCAGCCAAUCACGUCCUCUCCCAGCCGGUUCGGCAUCUCCAGCCCUCUGCUCCACAGCCGAUCCAGUACUCAACCAUCUCUUACCCUCCUCCUCAGUUCCUGCCACUCUCCUCUAACCAACAAUACACUUUGCAAGAAGGGCUGGCUGCCCAGUUCAGCCACAUGAGUGUGGUGCGCCAGGCGUCCAGCGACGUCACUAACGGCGGCCCCCACCCUGCCAUGUACCCCUUGGGCCCUGUGGUGCUCCAGGCCCCCCUGCAGCACCAGCAGACUGGCUACAUGGUGGCCCCUCCAGGGCCCCCUGUGGUGGGGCCAACCCAGGCCUACCCCGGCCCUGCCCACCCUAUGAGCCAGCCGGUCAUGCAGCAGCAGCAGGGCUACAUGCCACAGCAGAUGCACACAUGUUACUGUGCUCCAGCCCAGGACCCCCACUCCCACUGCAACCAGCACUAUCGCCCUGUCAGCCCCGUGCACUACACCAGCCCCCAGACCCAGCCUCUUCCCCAGCAGCCAGGUUACCACGCUGUGAUGCCAAAUCAGCCCCAAGGCCCUCAGCAUCAGAACCUGGUGAACAACCAGCAGCACAGCAAUCUGGGAAAUCACAUGACGGCCUUCAUGGUCCAGUACCCUUCAAUGCCUUCUUAUCAGGUAUCAAUGCCCCAGGGGUCUCAGAACAUGCCUCCACAUCAGCAGGCAUGUCAACAGCCCAUGAUGAUCCAGAGCCAUCCAAGCCAAGCUCCCAUGGCCAUGUCAGGCAUGCAGGUUUACUACAGUGUCAUGCCCCCAAAUCAACACAGCACCAUGAGUCCAUCGAUGGGUUUCUUACCUCCUGCUGGGGCAGAGCAGAUGCAGUUUCCCCGGGCUUCGUCUCCGUGUGGAACCCAGCAGCUACCAGGACAGCAGUGCUCAGGUGUGCUCCCCGGUCCUCACAGUGGUGGUAUGGUGAUGAUGCAGCUGACCCUGCCCCCUAACCACCAGCCCAGAGCCCACUCCCCUCCACAGUGGAAACACAACAGAUACUACAGUCUGGAUCACACACGCAGCCAGAGGUCCUCAGAACAACUAAACAACUCGCAGAACACUCCCCAGCUGGGCGGCCCCAGCACGCCUCCAGCCCAGCCCCAAGCCCCAACCCACCAACUCACCUCCAUAAAGAACCUCCGCUCGGCCGGCCUCACCCCCAUCCCCAUAAUGGCCCAGUUCCCCAGACCCUUCGGACCAGGGCAGGCAGUGGACGGUAGAUACCCAUUGCUGGGUCAACCCCUCCAGUACAACCCUGCCAUCAGGCCUCCGCUGAUCCAUGGCACACACCACAUGAUCCCCAACCACCACCACGGCCCAAUGGGAAUCCGGCAUCAUGGGGGGCGAGGUUCAAAGAGGAGACCACCACCUAGGAAGUCAUUAUCAUCAGAUCUUAGUGUAGGUGACCCAGUGAACGGUGGAGUCCUGGAGGUGCUGGAGCUACCAGAGGGCAUCAGUCGUACGGAGGCAGACUCUCUCCUGGGGGAACUGUACAGAGGAGGGGCCAUGAUCAAGUGGUUGUCUGAGACCCAACAGCACCAACACCAGUCUGGUGAAACCCUGCUGAAGCACUGUGGGGCUGGGGGGGACGGUAACAACGGUGACACAAACACUGACACUACUUCCUGUUCCAAUCCCCCCAGUAGUAACCAUAACGACCUGGCGUCCACCUACACCAUCCUGGCUGUGUUUCCCUCCAGGUACGCAGCUCAGAACGCCUUGCUCAGACACAGUGGCCCUGCCGGCCCUGGGCCCCUUCUUACCACCACGUUCAAACUCAGAACUAGCAAGAGACACUCUGAUGAGUUUCACAACCAGGAGAGGACCACCUCUCAAUAGCAGGGUGGGGUGCUGUAGCCAGCCAACCUGGAGAGGACUUGCUCUCAAUAGCAGGGUGGGGUGCUGUAGCCAGCCAACCUGGAGAGGACUACCUCUCAAUAGCAGGGUGGGGUGCUGUAGCCAGCCAACCAGGAGAGGACCACCUCUCAAUAGCAGGGUGGGGUGCUGUAGCCAGCCAACCUGGAGAGGACUUGCUCUCAAAAGCAGGGUGGGGUGCUGUAGCCAGCCAACCUAGAGAGGACCACCUCUCAAUAGCAGGGUGGGGUGAUAUGUUACUAGGGCCCCUGAGAGGUUGUUCUAGGGGCUCCCACGGGCUGCUAUGAGGGGCUGCCGGUCACGGGCCCUCGCCAUGGCCCCUCCACCCCACCACCACCUCCACUGCUGCCAUCGGCCAACCAAUCAGACACCCCUCUUCUGCAAGCAUCACUCACUAGUCUCCACUCCCCACCGGACUGACAGACAGACUGAUGGAGUAUCACUCGGUUGGCAUUAUCGAACAGCUUUUUCUUGACUUGAGUUGUAGAGGCUUUCUGGGAAUAUGUUAAUGCCUUUGGAACGUUCGCUACUUUUUGAGAUGAAAAUGUGUAAAAAAGGAUCUGACAACACACCAAUGUUGAAACACAAAGACACAGACAGAAAAACAGGAAUAAAGUUCCAAAAGUGUCAUAUUUUAUUUGCAGCCCGAACAUGGUAAAGGAAGCAGCAUGUUUUAUUUUGUUUUGUUUUGUUUUAUGUUUGUUAAAAGCUGCAGGGAGGUACUCAUUCAUUACAAGAGGAUAAUAUACCAAGUGUCUCUCAUUGGACAAGAGUGUCUCUCAUUGGACAAGAGUGUCUCUCAUUGGACAAGAGUGUCUCUCAUUGGACAAGAGUGUCUCUCAUUGGACAAGAGUGUCUCUCAUUGGACAAGAGUGUCUCUCAUUGGACAAGAGUGUCUCUCAUUGGACAAGAGUGUCUCUCUGGGUCGGAUUCUGAUUUUGAGAUCUGCAACGGAUAACUCCAGAUUUCAGUGUAAAAUGUCCCGUUGAUUUACACGAAAGCCUGAGUUGUGCCGGUGUAUAAUAUCUAUUAGGAUUCGGCCCAUAGAGUCAGUCUCCCGUUGGCCAGUCGGUGUGCUACUUACAACAGAAGAUUAGUCUUCUAGAACAAGGUUGUGUCCCAAAUGGCACCCUAUUUCCCUAUAUAGUGCACUACUUAGGUCCCAUAGGGCUGUGGUCUUAUGAGCCCUAUGGGACCUGGUCUAAAGUAGUGCACUAUCUAGAGAAUAGGGUUCCAUUUGGGACUUAGCCCAACAGAAUGGUGCCUUCUAACUGGGCUCGGGUGCCACUAUCCAUCCCUCUCCCCAACACCCCUAAAGACACCCCAUCCAAUUCCAUUUGUAUAAACUCUGACCCACCCAUUUCUUUCACAAUGAAUCAUCACUGAUAUGGUAGCUAAAUUAUUCUCACUUUUCUACACAGUAAAUGGUAUGUUUGCACUGGCACAAGGGAGAAAUGUUUGUUUUGAUAGUGGUUUAUCAUUUUUAAGGAAAAGAUGAGAAGAACCUUGGUGCAUCUCAUUGAUGGUUUAUUCUAUUUGAGCUAUUCUAAAAUGAAUGUCCUUCUCACCAACCUCCUCCAACCCUCUCUGUUCAGUCCACCCAUUCCCUGGUUAUGUAUCAAAUGGCACCCUAUUCCCUAUGGGCCCUGGUCAAAAGUAGUGCACUAUAUAGGGUGGCCAGGCCAAAUUCCUUUCGUGUUUAGUUCGUUUUACCGUUCGUAUCCUAUCAGAAGGGUCACUGGAAAAGUGUGCAUUAUUCACAACACACCCCCAACCCCAUCACACCCAAACAAAUGUCUAUUUAAGAUGGUUGUUGGUGGUGGAUUCAGGAGAGAUGUCCAGUCUGCUGGUGCAACAUGUUUUUAUUUCUGUUUGAAACCAAUAAAUGUUUACACCAAAA
Molecule: messenger RNA, 6203 nt
Organism: Oncorhynchus nerka (sockeye salmon)
Lineage: Eukaryota; Metazoa; Chordata; Actinopteri; Salmoniformes; Salmonidae
Product: R3H domain-containing protein 1-like
Exons: 26
Coding region: 686-4267 (1193 amino acids)
Molecular function (GO): nucleic acid binding
Source: RefSeq, a predicted model, not a curated record